UGCAGAGGUGAAUAAAAAAUGAGAAGUUUCAAGUAAAAAUUUUAAGAUGUUAAAUUCUGUGUUAGAAGGAGCUAAACAUGCAGCAGCUGAAGCAACAGCAAAAGGAAUAAGAAUGGCUGCUAAAGCAGUUGCCUCAAAGCAAUCAUUGCCUCUUGGAGAAGCUGGGGAAGCUGUUGAAGAACAAUCCAAGAUGGGAGGAAUUAAUAAAAAUUUGAUUAAUAGACCAGCAUUGGUAAAACGGUUAUCGCCUGAUUUUAUGCGUGCUGUAGUUCAAGAUGGGUGUGAACUUGCCCGUUGCCAGCUAAUUUGUAUUCGAGUAAAAUUUGAUGCAAAAUGUGGAGGUUCUGCCGGAACAUUGCUUUCUGAAGCUUUUGUUAGACCUAUUUCUCAAGCACAAGAAUUUUUAAGUUAUGGCAGUAUUGCUCCAUUUAUGGGGGCAUUUUUACCACAUCAAUGUGAUUUUAUGGUAAAAAAAGAAGUUUUAAAUGAAUUUCGAAUACCUCCAGAAUUGGAUGAUGCUUUACACAAAAAAUAUGAUAUGGUAGAAAAUAACAUUGAUAAUAAUUCAUUUGGGGAAGGUGAUGGAAUUAUUGUUGAGAAAAUGGAAGAACAGGAAAUUAUAGAAAAUACAGAGGAAACAACAGAGGAACAUGAAGAAAUACAACAGUCAACAGAAUUUCCUACACAAAUAGUAAAUGUGAAUCAAGAAGGGCAAAUCCAGGUAAUUAACAUAGAAAGAUCUAUCAACUAUAUAUUUUUUAAGGUCGUACCAAAAAAGACUAACAACAACAACCAAUCGCCUCAACAACCUUUUCAACAACAAACUCCAAACAAUACUGGCCCUCACCUCAAUGUUAGCCCUGGGGAUCUAAAAAGUGUUGCUCAUGUAGUUAGCCGAACAGCUUCGCGGAAAGGGCCGAGAAAUUAUUAAAUGAAUUUAAAAUUCAAAAAACAAAUUUUUAAACCACAAAAUUGAUUUUUAAAAAAUAACUCUCUCAGGUCAAUCCCCCUAAUAUUAAAAAUAAAAAUAUAUAUUAAAUAUUUACUAUAAAAACCACAAAUUAGAUAUAUAAAAUGAAAAAAAGCGAUAGACAGGCCCUGUAAA
Molecule: messenger RNA, 1105 nt
Organism: Meloidogyne enterolobii
Lineage: Eukaryota; Metazoa; Nematoda; Chromadorea; Rhabditida; Meloidogynidae
Source: the annotation of a GenBank genome assembly